AUGGCCAAGAUAGUCCCGCCUAUGAACUUUGGCCUCGUCGAAGAUGCAGGCUUCUACCGCUCAGCUCAGCCUUCCGAGCUCAACUUUUCUUUUCUUGAGAAGCUGAACCUCAGAACCAUCAUAUGGGUCGGUGCAGAGGAGCCCUCAGACAUCUUGCAAGUCGCCCGCCCGUCACAGGGGAUCAAGCUGUAUAACCUCGCUCCUCAGACUAACCACCUUCCCCCGCUCCCUCCUCCACCAGAACCCUUGAUCAUCCAAGCACUUUCCCUCUUGCUGCGUUCUUCUACAUUUCCCACGCUACUCUGUUGUAACAUGGGCCGACACCGAACGGGCACCGUGGUGGGGUGUUUCAGAAAGCUGCAAAGGUGGGCGUUGAGCAGUAUACUGGAAGAGUAUAGGCGGUACGCGGGCAUGAAGGUUCGAGUGCUCAAUGAGCAGUUCAUUGAGCUGUUCGAUACGGACCUGGUAUCAAUAACGGCAGAGCAAGCGACCGCUUGA
Molecule: messenger RNA, 498 nt
Organism: Cryptococcus wingfieldii CBS 7118
Lineage: Eukaryota; Fungi; Basidiomycota; Tremellomycetes; Tremellales; Cryptococcaceae
Product: tyrosine phosphatase
Exons: 5
Coding region: 1-498 (165 amino acids)
Biological process (GO): protein dephosphorylation
Molecular function (GO): phosphatase activity
Source: RefSeq, a predicted model, not a curated record